Messenger RNA from Epinephelus fuscoguttatus (brown-marbled grouper), 3008 nucleotides. RefSeq names its product membrane-spanning 4-domains subfamily A member 15-like. Gene Ontology annotation, cellular component: membrane. The transcript is spliced from 7 exons. The coding region runs from base 51 to 887 and encodes 278 amino acids. NCBI's taxonomy places the organism in Eukaryota, Metazoa, Chordata, Actinopteri, Perciformes, Serranidae. The record is from RefSeq and is a predicted model, not a curated record.
ACAUUCAUCCACUGACCCUCUGACAAUCGAACCAGUGGGACUCUUGAUCAAUGAUUAACACUCAGCUCAGUUAUGAAGCAGCAGCUCAUAGCAGCUACUCUCAGUUCACCUCCAACAUCAUGGCAUCUUCACCAGUAGUGACGACGGCAGGCAGCGUGGUGGUGGUCACCCGUGUGAUCCCAGCACCUCAGGUUGCUGCAGCACAAAACGCUGCAAGGAAGAACAAGCUCAGACGGGGACACGUGGUGGCACUUGGGACGGCGCAGAUCAUUAUUGGCCUGAUGGUCUUUCUGUUUGAGCUCGCCAUGAUUCCAUGCACAGAUACACUGGGGAUUGUCAGCGGCGUUUUUGUCUGGAGGCCUCUGUGUAGCGUCUUGUCUGGAUCUCUGACGGUGGCUGCUGAGGAGUUCAACAACUGUGCGGUUAAAGGAGCUCGGGGCUUCAGUGGUGUUGCUGCUUUUGCUUCAGCUGGUGCUAUGGUCAUCUACCUUCUGGAUGCUUUUCAAUUUCCUGUGGACCACGUAUUACAUUAUUGUUCUUUUGACAACUAUAACAACAGUUACGAACAUUGGAUUCGUACCACCGCAGUUUCAGGUGUUUUGGCUGGUGUUUCCGUCCUGGAGUUCAUCAUCUCCAUCUGUGUCUUUGUGUUUGUCUAUGAUGCGUCUCGUCAGUCCAUGGACCAGCCGACUGUUAUAACCAACCAAUCACAUGAGGCUACUACACAGACGUUGACUCUGCCCACAUACGAGCCCCCACCUGUCUCACAGCCUCCGACCACCAUUCCAGAGAGGAGCUAUGAGACGAUGAGACCACUGGAGUACGACAUGAGCAUACCAACUCCUCCACCUGACCCCGCCUCCUUCGUCGCAUUCAAGCUGUUUUAAUGUCACCAAGUAUAUAUGACUUGUUUUAUUUCUCAGUAAACUGAAUCUGAUGUUUCACUGUUGAUGAUAAAUCGAUGAAUCAAGAAGAUAACUGACAGAUUAACUGAUGAUGAAAACAAUCACUAACUUUAUUACACUUGUUACUGAUCUAAAAAAAUGUGACAAAAUUAUGUGUUUUAUAAAGUGAAUCCCGUCACUGAUCUAAACCAUUCGAUCAGUCAAUGAACCUGUCAAUAAGUAAUCAAUGAACUCAUCCAUUCCAGUCAGAAACAACAGCAGCUGAAGACAUUCAGAUAUUUAAUAAAGUAAAUAUUGUUUUUAAAAGUUUCCUUUGAAAUGUCAACAAAGAGAAAACAAAGUGACAGAAAAAACAACAAACAGAAAGUGACAGAAAAUAUUUACAGUUAUUGAUCAGUUAUCGAUCAGUCAUCAGUCAGGUAGGUAUCAGAGCAGCAGCUCACAGACAGGAGAGUUUAUUUUCUAAAAUGAUUUAAACUUUAAUGUUUGAGCUGCAACUAAAAACGACAAGCAGACUUCAGUGACCAAUGAAAUCUGCUCAGACUGACGGAAGUCUCUACGGAGUCCUGUUGGUGUCAUAAUUAACGUGAUCAAUACUCAACUAACUUGCAACAGUUCACUGAUUUAAAGAAACAAAAUCCUUUAAAAUUAUUGUUAUUUUAAAACCAGUGUUUCUUGUGUGUGUCUCUGUGUCUGUUUAAUAUGGCUUCUUGUGUUUGUAUUUAUGAGCAACAAAAUCCCCCAUCGUCAUCCCGUCUGUCGUCAGACACGGAAACAGAGAUAGGAGCAGAGGGAGGACGCACUGCUUUGUUUGAACUGUCGUCACAUAUAAACACAGGAGUGAGAUAAAGAGGCAGGACUGAGCAGGAGGCCUCGCUCCAUUUACUGAGGCAGAUAUAAAAACAGAUAAUGUAGUAACUUAUAAAAACUGAUAGGAGAUUGGAGUGUUGGGAAGAUGACCCACUCUGUUUAGAUUCUGGUGAGUUUAAAAAACAGACGACAGGUGGGUCAGAGCGAUGCUUUUAGAGUGAGAUACAAAGAUGGAAGUACAGUGAAGAUGCAUCACUCUGGACCAUAAAGUGGGGCACAGACACAGAUGUUGUAGUGAGAUAUAAACACAGAAUUUGGAGUGUAUAGGAAACAGUUCAGCCCUAACCCUGCCUUAAAAUGUAAUGAUGCAAUAACAUAUGAGUAAAGCUUAUUUGAUUGAUAGGUAAUGAUAUAUAAAAAAACGAGAUGCCUCACUCUGUGUAUAAACAGUGUAAAGAGGAUGAUUCGCUCUGUUGUAUGUGGGUAUAUAUGUAAACAUGAUGUAGUGAGAUAUAUAGAAGGAGAUAGGAGUGUAAAGAUGUUUUGUCUGUUGUAUAUAGACGUAUAUAAAAACAUGAUGUAGUGAGAUAUAUAAACAGAGAUAGGAGUGUAAUGUGAGGGCAUCACUUGGUUCAUUUCUUGAAGAACUUCUUGUUGAGGAGGAAGAUGAGCAGGUUGACGUUGACCUUCGCCUUGUCGAACAUCUUCAUCACCGCCACACCUUCGUACUGCAGCUGCAGCAGGUCCUAUAACACACACACACAUAUUAUAGACACAUAACACACACCUGGUAUAUGACCAAGUAUUUAGCCUGUUUUAACUCAUUGUUUAAUCUUCUUCGUACCUGGUAUUUGAGGAGGAAUUCUUCCAUCUCGACAUCGAGGAAUCGAGCUUUGACACUGAAAGUUCCUUUCUCAGGUGCAGGAACGAUGUCAAACACCACAUUCUUAAACCUGAACAGUUCAGCUCGGUUCAUUUCACUUCCUCUGAGAGGAUCAAGCAACAGCAAACCAUGACCAGCAGCGUGAUGACACAUCGCAACAUGAAUAUAUGUGACAUUAAAGGUUUCUAACAUUAAUGUAAAUGUUGUAGAAAAUUAACAACAUAAAAUAUGUUGUUUUUUAAGUUUGUGGCACUAACAUGUUGUAUUACCAUAUCUUGUAUUUAAAGUCUUAUAAAGUCUUGUAGUCUAAAUAAGCAUUAACAUAUGUAAUGUGGUGUCAAAAGAUAGUAACAUUAACAUAUGUUGUAUUAAAGGUUUGUUACAUUAAAGGGAUAGUGCACCCAAAAAUG